UAAAAUGAGUAGAAGAAAAUAUGGUGCUAACGGAAACAGUUGGAGGCCUGUCCUAGAAUCGAUCGCCCAAGUAGAAGGGAACACAGAGGCAGAGCAAUCUGAUUCAGAAAAUGGAAUCUUGCUUCACGAAAUGUUGGCAUAGCAAGGCUCUUUUCACAUCACUUUAUUCCCUUCGCCGUUCUUCCAUCUCCAUUCACUCUGUUAGAAAUUCGGUUAAAAGAGCUUACGAUGGACUGCUGUUGGACGCCGCAGGCACUCUCUUGCAAUUAUCCAAGCCUGUAGAAGAGACUUACGCUUCUCUUGGAGCUAAACACGGUCUGAAAUUGAAUUCAGCUGAAAUAAAGAAAGGAUUUAAAAGGGCUUUUGCUGCUCCCUGGCCUGAUAAGCUCCGUUACGAGGGGGAUGGAAAGCCAUUUUGGAAACUUGUUGUCUCUGAAGCCACUGGUUGUUCCAAUGACGAUUACUUUGAGGAAGUUUACCAGCAUUAUGGAAAUGGUUAUGCAUGGCGUCUUCCAGAUGGAGCGUCUGAAACAAUAUGGCGUCUCAAAAAUGCUGGAGUUAAAGUGGCUGUUGUGUCCAAUUUUGACACCCGAUUGAGGAAGGUAUUGAAGGAACUCAAUGUUAUAGAUCUGUUUGAUGCUGUAAUUAUAUCUUCAGAGGUUGGUUAUGAAAAACCAGAUGCAAGGAUAUUUAAAGCUGCUUUAGAUCAAAUUGAUGUGGAGGCUGACAAGGUGGUACAUGUGGGGGAUGAUCUAAAGGCAGAUAAAGUUGGAGCCAAUGCUGUCGGGAUAGACUGCUGGUUGUGGGGUAAAGAUGUAAAGACAUUCGCGGAUAUAGAGAAGUAUAUUUUCAUCUCAGAUCCAUAAAUCCUUAUCUUAUUAUGGAAACUCAGGUAGAAUUGUAGACUUGCUUGUAUGGUUGUUAAUCACAUCCAAAUUUUGUUGAGAUGUUGACACUAAAAUGCGCAUUGAAGAGCAGAAACUGAUGUUGGGAAUUGGGAUAGCAUAGCAGUGAUAUUUGCUUAUUUAACUGAAAUAGAAAUAUUUGUGCUCUUAACACAGAUGCCCAUAUUCUCUCUUGUCUGAUAAAA
Molecule: messenger RNA, 1090 nt
Organism: Gossypium raimondii (Peruvian cotton)
Lineage: Eukaryota; Viridiplantae; Streptophyta; Magnoliopsida; Malvales; Malvaceae
Exons: 9
Coding region: 111-866 (251 amino acids)
Source: RefSeq, a predicted model, not a curated record